Micromonas pusilla CCMP1545 is the source of this 638-nucleotide messenger RNA. Its product is annotated as histone H3. The record is from RefSeq and is a predicted model, not a curated record. Gene Ontology annotation, cellular component: nucleus; nucleosome. The transcript has 2 exons. Gene Ontology annotation, molecular function: protein heterodimerization activity; DNA binding; structural constituent of chromatin. The coding region runs from base 10 to 420 and encodes 136 amino acids. Lineage: Eukaryota; Viridiplantae; Chlorophyta; Mamiellophyceae; Mamiellales; Mamiellaceae.
CGCUCCACCAUGGCUCGUACGAAGCAGACCGCGCGCAAGUCGACCGGGGGCAAGGCGCCCCGGAAGCAGCUCGCGACGAAGGCGGCGAGGAAGUCCGCGCCGACGACCGGCGGCGUGAAGAAGCCGCACCGCUACCGCCCGGGCACGGUCGCGCUCCGCGAGAUCAGGAAGUACCAAAAGUCCACGGAGCUGCUCAUCCGCAAGCUCCCGUUCCAAAGGCUCGUCCGCGAGAUCGCCCAGGACUUCAAGACGGACCUUCGGUUCCAGUCCCACGCGAUUCUCGCGCUCCAGGAGGCGUCCGAGGCGUACCUCGUCGGCCUCUUCGAGGACACGAACCUGUGCGCGAUCCACGCCAAGCGCGUCACGAUCAUGCCGAAGGACAUUCAGCUCGCGAGGCGCAUCCGCGGCGAGCGCGCAUAAGAUGACGAAGAAGAAGUAACAGACGUUCGCCGAGCGUUUUGUUCGAGUCGUUGGAGCGUCGCCGCCGAGGAGAUGAAAAAAAAGAAAACGUCCUCGGCGGCGCGACGGGCUCGUUGUACGUAAACCCUGCACUCACUCGCGCGAAUAGCGCCGCUCGCGCGUCGUCGUCGUCGCGACGGCGACGUGCGCUGUAAAGAAAAAAUUAAAAUACGCAGAAA